Argiope bruennichi is the source of this 1100-nucleotide messenger RNA. RefSeq lists its product as uncharacterized. The transcript has 2 exons. The record is from RefSeq and is a predicted model, not a curated record. Bases 364 to 903 code for a protein of 179 amino acids. NCBI's taxonomy places the organism in Eukaryota, Metazoa, Arthropoda, Arachnida, Araneae, Araneidae.
UCCCAGUGAGGUGUUUCGUUCAUUGUACAAGAAGAUUUUUUUUUGCACUUGACAUUUUGUUUUAAUUACAGCCAGUCACCCCGUUACCAUAAGAACUAAUCCGUAUAAACAGACAUUAUUGCGAUUGGCUGUUAUGCUCAUUAACCAUCCAACCUUGGCACAAGAAAACAAAAGGCCAACAAAAGUUCAAGGAAUCUUCAAACUGUUGGCAAAAGGCUCCUUGCACUUGUCUGAAGGGAAUAUAUGUAGGCUCGAACUGAUGCAGACAACUCUGUUUCUUUAUAUUGACGAAGGGAUCGAAUAAUGAAGAGGAGGCCGAGAAGGCAGAAGUUUUCCUAAAAUUUGCAGAGUGGUCUUCGUUGCAUGGGGCUUCAUUCAACAGGUAGCGAAUCAGGCAUGCUUCUUCUCCGCUAUCAGCGACAGCGACAGGCGGAGGCCGAGGAGGGGGCCGGUGGCCUCGGGCACACCCCUGAUCACGAUAUGCGGCGUAAGAUCAGUGACCGAGAUCUCAAGGGCGACAGCCACAGAGCCGCCACCCGGAGCACUCUCAUCUGCAUAUUUGUUUGUGGAUCCGCCUUACUGUCUCUUGGACUGGUUGUGCUUUUCGUCGGCAUCUACGUGCCGGGGCUGAGGGAGGAUCCGACGCCCUGGCUCGUCAUCGGACCCACCUGCAUUGUGCUGGGCAUCCUCGUCCUCCUACUUUCCGUCGAGAUCAUCAUAAAGCUACGAAAGAUAUCCGCCGCGUCUUCCGAUUCGAACUGGACAGAAGAGAAAACCCCCUCCAAGCAGAGUCUCAUGCAACAAGAACCACCCAAGGCCAUACCAGUGGUCCUCCAUCCUGCAACGCCCAUGCAACAGUUGGACCCUAACGCUUUGCCCGUAGAAGUUGUCCAGCAUAGGUGAAAGGUAAAGUGCAAAAGUGCUCUGGUCUCUCCAUCAUCAUCAAUGUGACAUGAUGCAGAUUCUCCAUAUGAUUCACUUCACUUGAUCAAUGUGCCAGCCACAUCGUGUGACAUGCCGUGGUUGAUCCUCUUAUUUAUCGUUUCGAAGUCCUGUACUAAGUAAUUUCAAUUUGAAGGAAUAAACCUUACAUUUCAGUA